Messenger RNA from Sarcophilus harrisii (Tasmanian devil), 6848 nucleotides. It is a transcript of the gene IGFBP5, whose product is annotated as insulin like growth factor binding protein 5. Gene Ontology annotation, molecular function: insulin-like growth factor II binding; insulin-like growth factor I binding; fibronectin binding. Gene Ontology annotation, cellular component: extracellular region. The transcript is spliced from 4 exons. Bases 760 to 1575 code for a protein of 271 amino acids. Lineage: Eukaryota; Metazoa; Chordata; Mammalia; Dasyuromorphia; Dasyuridae. The record is from RefSeq and is a predicted model, not a curated record. Gene Ontology annotation, biological process: regulation of insulin-like growth factor receptor signaling pathway.
CUGCUCGGCAAUAAUCAGUCUCUUUAGAAACUUCUCCGGGGGAAAAGUGUUGGGAGAGCUACAAAGUGCUGGUGCUUUUAUAAUAUUUUUCCCCUUCCUCCUCCUUCCGCAGGACUCUUCUUCGUGCUUUUCAGAGAACCUGGCGAGUUGGAAGAGGUGGUGGACGGGAAAAAAGAGGAGUUUUUAGAUAUAUAUAAAAAAAAAUCUUGCUUAUUUUUUUUUUAAUUUGUUUUUUCUAGCGGGCAGUGUUCUACCUGCUCGGUGGCAACCCCGAUCCACUUGAUGCAUUCAUAGGGAGGACAGGGAGUUCACACUUGGGUGUGAUCUUCAAUUUUUUGGAAACUUCUCCCCAACCUUUAAGUAAAUUUUCUGGUGGUUGCCUUAGGGUGACCUGUCUUGAGGGGCUUUUUUUUUUCACUUUAAAAAAAAAAGCAGGUGAGCUGGGAUUUGGGGGGGGGUUAUUUUACCAUUCCUCUUUUUUCUCUCACCUGGCGAUUUUUUUUUUUGCCCCAAACUAUUGCAAGCCUUGAUUCUUGCAACUGAGACCAGCUCUCCCAUCACCUCAAUUUUCCCCCCAACACUUAAAAAAAAAAACCCAGACCCCGGUAGAGAGAGAAAAAGGAGGAAAGCCCUCGUCUUGCUCCCAAGACAAUAGGUAGCUGGGCAGAUUUUGAGGCUCUACCCUCCACACACACACCCUGCCCCCACAGUCUCCCCAGCCUUGUACCGUGCCCCAAGGUAAGGGGGAACUUUAGGAAGAUGGUGCUGCCUACGGUGUUCCUGCUGCUGUCCGCCUGCAUCGGGGCAGCCCAAGGCCUGGGCUCUUUCGUGCACUGCGAAGCGUGCGACGAGAAAGCCCUGUCCAUGUGCCCCCCGAGUCCCCUGGGCUGCGAGCUGGUCAAAGAGCCCGGCUGCGGCUGCUGCAUGACCUGCGCGCUGAACGAGGGGCAAUCGUGCGGGGUGUACACCGAGCGUUGCGCCCAAGGGCUCCGCUGCCUCCCCCGACAGGACGAGGAGAAGCCCCUGCACGCCCUCCUGCACGGACGCGGGGUCUGCCUCAACGAAAAGAGCUACCGAGAGCAAGCCAAAAUCGAGAGAGAAUCCCGGGAACAUGAGGAACCAACCACUUCAGAAAUGGCUGAGGAGACCUACUCCCCAAAAGUUUUCCGGCCCAAGCAUGUUCACCUGUCUGAGAUGAAGGCUGAGGCCCUGAAGAAAGAUCGCCGAAAGAAGAUGACCCAGUCCAAGUUUGUUGGUGGGGCUGAGAACACCGCCCAGUCCCGGGUCAUCUCAGUCCCUGAGAUGAGACAGGAGUCUGAACAAGGUCCCUGCCGAAGACAUAUGGAAGCUUCUCUUCAAGAGUUGAAAACCAGCCCUCGUAUGGUUCCCCGGACGGUCUACCUGCCAAAUUGUGACCGUAAAGGCUUUUACAAGAGGAAACAGUGCAAGCCAUCUCGGGGCCGCAAACGUGGCAUUUGCUGGUGUGUGGAUAAGUACGGGAUGAAGCUGCCCGGGAUGGAAUAUGUCGAUGGAGAUUUCCAGUGUCACAGUUUUGACAGCAGCAAUGUUGAGUGAGGCUUCCCUCCCAUCCCUCAUCCCUUUCUCCUCCACCCUACCCCUUACUCCCCAGCUUUUCCCCAGCUCCCCCCUCAAUUCCAGCCAGUGCCCCUCUCCACCCCGAGGAAGCCACUCAUUUCAUCUCAUUUAAGGGAAAAAAAUAUUUGAAGAAACUGAGGACCUCGGAAUCUUUAGCAAGUUCUCAAGCUUUUGUUUUUUAAGCAAAACAACAGAGACAGAAUAAGUCAAGAAGACACCCCCUUUUUUGGUUGAUGGGGUGAAGAGUGGGGUGGUAAGGAGAAUGAAUGGAGAAGGGAAGAGAGGAAGAGGAAAAUAGAGAGCAUGUGACGGAAGAGACUCACUGAGAAGGACACAUAAACUCAAGAAAAGCAACAAAGAAAAGAGAAGAAGUAACAUUAGUAACCUGUACUGGCCCACAUCCUGCUACCAAGAGACCUUUAGCUGGGAAACGGUUUUGCCUGGGGAGGGCCGGGGCUAUUAGGUGGGAUCCAACUGCUUGCUGAGGUUCUUUUCAGUUUGUUUUGGUGGAAAGAGGAAAAGAGAUUUUAGUGGAAGAAGAAAAGGCAAAUUAGGGCUUUGCUCUCCUGUGUCUCCUCCUCCAGUCAGCUCCUAAGGCCUCUUCAGGUCUCUCAUUCCUCUCUCCUCACCCCCUAAUUCUUUUAAGGUUUGUCUAAAAAUGAAAAUGCAUUCCAUUCCUGUUUUAUUUUUUUUAAUCCAAACUUCUGAAUGAUCCUAGCUUGGUAGGAUUUUCUGGACAGACAUAUAUUGACAUAUUAUAUGCAUGUAUGUCCGUGGGUAUCUUUCAGUCCACAUACAGACAUACCCAGUCAUUACUACAUACACAGCCUUGGAAUUUCCUUCUCUUCCAAGCUGAUUAAAAGAAGCCAAGGGUGUGGAUAUGGAUUUUAUUUUUCAAUUCUUAGUGUAGCCUCCACAGGGGAGGAUGGACUGGCAAAGCAUUUGUGUGGGCUUGUAUUUAUCCACAAGGCUAUAUGUCUACAUAUAGAGAUAUAUACUUUUAUAUCUUUUUUUUCUCUCUCUGUCUUUCUCUCUCUAAAUGGUUUGCAUUGACUUUCCAAAAGUAGUUUCAAUGGGCACUGAGGAUUCUUCCCAGGCUUGCAAAGCCAAGAAAAGCCCAGAUUUUUUUCCCCAAACACAAACCGAAAUACCAGCAUCAUCUGCCUGUCAUUUUGGGGGUCUCUCCUAAAAAGCUCAAGUGUGUGCUUCCUGUGGAGUUGUAAGAUAGCCCCAUUGACAUUUUGCAUCAGUGCUUUCCCAUGACCCUGUGGCUCUCUCGGUCUGUGUGACUGGGUGGGCAUGUACCCAAGCUAUUCCGUGCCUGUGUACACACAGACAUGCCUUUCUCUCCCUCACACUUCCCUUUUCAAAAUUUCUUAUAGCCCUCCAGAAAUAACUCUCUGACUUUUACACUGAACUGAGUUGGGCCCUUUAGCUCAUAACCAUAACCCAAGCCACAGGUUAUGAGAUGGAGAUUUGUGGUUUCCCAGCCUUUUGGUUUCAGCUGGAUGGAGACUGCAUUUUGGAACCUUAUUCUCAGUCUUCACCUUGGGAGAGGGCAAGAGAGGUUGCAAUGAGAGGCAACUAAGAAGGAGAAAAAUAGAAAGGUCCUAGAUCAGAAUUUGGGGUUCAUUGUGUCCCUCUUGGGAAAGCAAAAAUUAACAAGGGCUUUCCCCAUUGCCUUGGAGAUGGUUAGAGAGUACUUCCUUGCCUAUUUCAUUGCAGCAUCAGAACACAAGGAAGGAAGAGGUAGGCUCCCCAGAAUACCCUCCCCAUCCUGGAUGCAGAAAUAAAAAGAGAGGAGAGAAUAGGACAUAUACCUUUUCUUUGCUUCUGGCUAUCCCAAAGCCAGAUGUUUUGAACAAGAAGGAGAUAACAGGAGAGGGAAAGAACAGAUUAUGGCUUAAAUAGGUACCAAAAGUUAAAGGAAACUGAAAGGAAGCUGGAGGAUCAGAAGAGGGAGAAUAGUGUUUCUGUGGGGCUUUGGUUCAAAGGAACAAAACUGUUCUGGGGAGCUCCCUUCAGCCUCCAAUAAUCCCUGCCUCCACUAUGGUGAAGCAAGUUUCGGUCUCUGCUUCUGCUCUGAUCGGUUACUUCUUCCUUCCUCAGAAGGGAGGGACAGGAUGAUGUUAGGGACAUUUUGGCUGGCAUGGGUCAUUUGGAUUGGUAACAACAACACUUCUGACCCAAAUUCACCCUCUCUCCCUCCUCUUCUGCUACAGGAAUGAGAAAAGACAUUGGUCUUCCCUAAUAGAAUAGCUUUGAGGCUAAAUGUUGGUCAGAGGGAGACAAGGAAACACACAUGGACACUGGCAGAGAAUCCAUCCCUUUAUGGAUACAUCCCUUCAAAGCACAUACCUUUUACCUAGUGUCACAAACCCCAGGAGACCAACCUCAAACUCAUCCCACUUAAUCUGGAGAGAAUAUGGCAGAGAAGCAUGGGGUGUACAGCUCCAGUGAAGGAAAUACUCAACGCUGUAGAAUAAAGGAAACAAUCUAGAUGGAGUGGCCUUUGGCCUUACUUCCCAGUAAAGCAUUUGGCAAGGGAGAGGAGAGGGAAAUGAUUAUACUUGCGACAAAGAGCCAGAAGGAGAGGGCAGCAGUAGGGCCAUCUCUGGACCUUCUCUGCCUCCCCCAUCUCUCUGCAUCAAUCCUUAUUCCCACCCCCACCCCACCCUGGAUAGUCUCCAUGUCUACAUAGGCCAGUAUCCUUAAUCUUUUCUCACUUUGUUUUCUACUUUCUCUCUCUAUUUUUUUCUCCCUGGAUCUUGAGCAAUCCAUUGGUCUGGGAUUUGCUAAGCAGAUGCUGGGGUGCCGUUUCCCCUAAGAUAAGACUGAGCCAGGAAUCUUACUUCUGUCCUCUCCUUUUCCACCUUCUUCCAUACUCCCCUAUCCUGUUUUUUUAAAAAAGUUUUCUCUCUUCUCUGCUCUUUUGUCUUUGACUCUCUUUUCCUUUUUUUCUCCUAUCUCUCUGCCUCUUGCCCCAUUGAAUUGCCCCCUUGAAUGGAAUGCUUCCCCACUCUUGCCAUCCUCUGCUCCAUCCCUAGAGACUGAACAUAAACUCAUCCAGGUCUUAUGAGUGAGCACUGUAAAUUUCUAAAAAAAAAAAUUUUAAAAGAAAAAAAUGAGGAUACUAUGGAAAGUCAGUGCACUGUUAGUUCAGUGGGGGGGGGGGCCUUCUUUCUCUCCAAAAUGGAAGUUGAGUCUAUCCUGAUCUCCUCUUCCAUCUUUCCCAAACUCCUCAGUCCACUUUUGUAGGUUAUUUGGGGAAAUAAAAACAAAACCCAUCAAAACCUUGGGAAUUGAUCUGCAAAAGUGGAGGCAGCUUGAUGACACAGCCCAAGUCUACUGUUAUCCUUUCGAGGUACCUAGCUCCUAGAGACUGCAUGAGGAUGUUUCUGUGUAAAGUAUUUAGCUCCAAAAAGGUGGCCACAAUUUCUGGGACUAACUUAACUGAGUGUCUCAAACAGGUAGCCUGACCUGAGCCCAGUAAAAGUAGAUUGAGAGAUAAUAAAGAUGAGACAGAAAGGACACUGCCUUUUCCCAUUGGACUUAUGCCCCUGAGAGAAGGUAGUUAGGGAAGACAGGUCUGAAAUGACUCGGGAGUUAAUGGCUCCUAUGUAGUCUUCAACCCUCAUUCUUGAAGUUGGCCAUUUGCCAAGUCUUUUGCUCAUCAUCGAUGCUCUAUGCUCUGUGCUGUCAGGGUAUACAGCCAGCCUCCUAACAGACCUUGCUUAGUUAGGCAGGUUUCCAAUCCACCUCCUACUUCUUGAAAAUUGAGGACGGAACUCUUCCUGCCUCCACUACUUUGAUAAGGGAGGAUGGGCUUGAGCUGGUCUUUGUCCCUCCCAAUUCCCCAUCCCAUCCCCUAGACAAUGAGGGAGUGUGGAAAAAAUGAGACCUGAUGCAUAUGCACAGCUUAAACUGACAGCCAGGUACAUAGAAACCUGGAGACAUUCAUCCCUAAAAGGGGGAAAAGGUAUAGGGAGAUCCCACCAGGUCCUCUGUCCAUACUCCAAUUCUCCUUCACCAUUACUGCCCAUGACAUCUCCAUGGUGACUCACAGGGUAAGGGAAGAGAAAAUCAGGAGUGUGGAAACGACCCAUUCCUGUCUCAGGCAGGUCAAUUGUUAUAGCAAGCAGCCUCCACUAGUUACCACAGCCCUGAGGAGAAUGGGAGGAGAGUCUUCUCCCCCAACUCCAUUAACCCUGGGAAGAUACAAUUCAAAGGUUAGUAAUUCAUGAAUGUAGUUGGACACAUAGAAGAGACCUUUGGUUUCUCAAACAAAUUUUUGGUGUGCUGGACGUGAUAUUAGGGUAGGGAGAAUUUUGAAAUGGAAGGGUUGGAAAUGGAGCGAGGGGAGAAGAAUUUCCACCAACCAGCAAUCUGGGCUUUAUACUGCCCUUGUUUGUUUGUUUGUUUUUUUAAAAAGAAAACCACUAGUGUGCAAAGCUUUAUAUUGCACUUUCUCUCCACUGCUUCCUUAUUAAUUUUUUUUAUUUCUUUAAAAACUUUCUUGAUUUUCUAAUAGAGUGUGUCCUUAAAUCAUUCUUCAUAUAUUCCAAUUUCUUUCUCUUUUUCUCUCUCCAGACCUGCAGGGGGCAAGCAAGAGGGGAAUUGUAGGGGGGAGGAGAGAGUGAUGGGAUAAAGGGAGGAAAUGUCAAGAGAAAUUGGUUUCUCUAUAGUUGUGUGUCCCCCUUCACCCUCCCCAGCCCACUCCUAGCCCCUGAUCAUUAGCACCUCCUCCUCCCAGCACCACCAUCUAGGCAUCUAUAUGGAUAGUACAGUUAUCAGACAACACACCCUCAGAUUCCGAGUCUUCAACCUGGUUCUUUUUUUUUUUAAGAUAGCAAUAACCACGACACAUUUUACUUUAGUUCUUGAUAGCUUUUUACAUACGUACCAUAGCUCUGUUCUCUCUUCUUUUUUUCCAAUUUUUUAAAAUAAAGAAAUACUCAUAAUCUUUACCAGUGAAAAGGAUGGAAACGUGAAAUGAACAAAAAAAAAAGCUCAAUGUGUGGAUAAUAAAACAAAACAAAACAAAACAAAACAAAAAAACCUGAAUGUGGAAGAGCUUAGCUCCUGUUUUAGCAUUUUGUACUUAAGAAAAUAAAAAACAAAGGAUCUCACAUUUUAUUAAAAAAGUGAAGAUUGCUGUAUACUAUUUAUUCAACUUAUAAUUUAUGUUACUCUUUGAUCUUUGUCUUUUGUCAUGACAAAGCAUUUAUUUAAUAAAGUUAUGCAUUCAGUUA